Dictyostelium discoideum AX4 is the source of this 8169-nucleotide messenger RNA. RefSeq lists its product as hypothetical. The record is from RefSeq and is a predicted model, not a curated record. The transcript has 2 exons. Bases 1 to 8169 code for a protein of 2722 amino acids. Lineage: Eukaryota; Evosea; Eumycetozoa; Dictyosteliales; Dictyosteliaceae.
AUGGAUUCAAUAGAUAAUAUGAGUCAAGAGGACAUAUCAUCAAAUAAUUCAACACGUACCACCGACACAACCACAACAACAACAACAUUAAUAACAACAAUAAAGGACAAUAAUAAUAAAGUUGAAAAAGGAAUUAUUGAUAAAAAUAUUUCAAUUAAACAACAAUGCCAAGAGGAGUUACCUUUUGUUGCUGAAAACCAAAAACAACAACCACUAAUUUCUUCCAUUUAUAUAAAAAAAGAUGGUAACGAUGAAGAAUAUGAAGAGGAUGGAGUAGAUAAAGAUGUAUCGGAAUCUGAGUCAUCAGAAUUAAAACCAGCAGAAUCAGAGUCAUCAGAAGAAUCAAAAUCAGAAGAAUCAGAGUCAGAAUUAGAAGAGGAGGUAUUAGAGGAACCAGAAGAAUUAUCAUCAAUCAAUUCAACUCCCUCACCAUCAACAUCAACUAAAAUGGUAGAGAAUGAAAAUAAAAAUUUAAGUAAUAGUAAUAAUAAUAAUACCAAUAACAAUAAUAAUAAUACCAAUAACAAUAAUAACAAUAACAAUAACAAUAACAAUAAUAAUAACAAUAAUAAUAAUAAUAAUAAUAAUAAUAAUAAUAAUAAUAAUAGUAAUAAUGGUAGUAGUAGUAUUAUUAUUAGUAGUAAUGGUAAUAGUAAUGGUAUUGUUAGUGAAGAAGAAGAAGAAUCAUAUCAACUUUAUAAUUUUUCAAUUAAUGUCACACCAAAGAUACAUUUACCAAAGAAUAAACCUAUAACAAUUGAAAAUUUACAAGCUAAAACUUUUCAACAUAAUAGAUUAAGAUAUAGUGGUAAAAAGGUUAAAUUAUUAUCCCACCACUAUUCAAAAAUCAAAGGUGGUGGUUCAAUAAACUAUAGAAAUAAUGAACAAACUACAUUUGGUGGUUCAAAAUUUUUUGAAAGUUUGUUUUCUUCACGUGCAAGUUGUUCAAAAAUUUUAAGAAAUUCAAUUAGAGUUGAAAGAAAUACUUUAAAUUCUGAUAAACAAUGGUUAGAAAAUAAUCCUAAUCUAUAUUAUAAAAUAAAUAACAAUAACAAUAAUAAUAAUAAUAAUAAUAAUAAUAAUAAUAAUAAUAAUAAUAAUAAUAAUAAUAAUAAUAAUAAUAAUAAUAAUAAUAUUAUUAUUAUGAGUGGUGGUGAAGAUAAUGAUAUUGAUAAAGAUAGAUUAGCAUCAAUUAAAAUUAUAGAAGAUGAAGAUUUAGAAUCAAGUAGUGAUGAAGAAAAAUCGUAUAGUAAGAGUUUACGUGAACGUAAAACAUUGGAAGAAUUAGAAAAAGGUAUAAAUAGACAAUUACGUGAUAAAAUUGAUCAAAUUAAUUUGAAUAAACAAUUCUUUGAAUCAAGUUUAGGUAGAAAAAAAGUUACACUCAGUAAACAACAAUUAGAGGAACAACAAUUUUUAGAAACAAAUCUAUUUCAACCAAAUCCACAAUUUACUGAUAACUAUAAUAAAGAUAGACCAAAAAGGAGAAGAGAAAAAGUUAAUAGAAUUAUAAAUAAAGAUGAAGAUAAUGAUGAAAAUUAUAAUAGUAAAAAUAAAAAAGACCUUGAGAAUGGUAUUAAUAAUAAUAAUAAUGAAGAAGAAAAAGAAGAGUCAUCAUCUGAUGAUGAUGAGGGACCAUACAAUAUAUUAUAUUAUACAAUUCAUCCAUUACGUGGGUUAGACAAAAGAAUUGAUUCAACAUUAACACCAAGUGGUAAAAGAAAGAUGACAUUAGAAGAUCAAUUAAAAGAGACAGGAGUUGAAACACCAUCUUUUAAAUUGGUUACACCAUAUCAACCUUAUAAUCCCGACAUUAGUAGAAAAUAUUAUUCAAACUAUAAAUCUGGUACUUUAUUAACUCAUCAUUCUCAUAAUCCAAAUGCACAAUCUUUAUCUAAUCAUCACCAUCAUCAUCACCAUAAUAACCAAAACAAUAACAGCACUGUAAAUAGAAUAACAUCACCAACAUCACCAAAUAGUAUUAGUAGUAUUAUAAAUAAUAGCUCAAUGAGCACAAGAAGGAGUAAUAAUAAUAACAGUAAUAACAACAGUACAAAUAAUUCACCAUUUAUAUCACCAAGUAAUAAUAAUAAUAAAUCAUAUAAUUCAACACCAAUACCAUUAUCAUCACCAUUGGUAUCAUCAAAUUCACUUUCAAAUAAUAAUGGUGUUCCAGUUAUAAGUCUCUGGAAAAAAGUUUAUAAAAUUUUACAUCCAACUCAUUGGACAAAGGAAGAGAUUCAAAUUUUUGAUGAGAUGAUUUAUAUUUAUGGUUUUGAUUGGACAGAGAUUUCAAGAAUAUUAUGUGGUAUCAAAUCACCAAUUCAAAUGUAUAAAUUUUAUUUAAAACAACAACAACAACAACAACUCUUACAAAUUAGUAAUAGUGAAAAUGUAGAUAAUAGUAACAAUGGUAAAAAUAAAAAUAAUAAUAAUAAUAAUAAUAAUAAUAAUAAUAAUAAUAAUAAUAAUAAUAAUAAUAAUAAUAAUAAUAAUAAUAAUAAUAAUAGUGAUUUACAAUUAGUAACAUUAGAUGAAACACAACAAAUUUUAAUUAAAAAUCAAGAGAAAGAGUUUUUUAAUGAUUGGGCUAGAAUUUGUUAUGUUUGUUUUUUAGAAAAUUGUUGUAAUAAGAAAGUAUCAUCUCAAAAGAAUUUAGAAAAGUUAAGAAGAGAUUCAAAUUAUGAAUCAUUUGUAAAUUGUGGAACUUGUGAAAGUGUAUUUCAUUUAGAAUGUGCUGAUCCUCCAUUACAUAAAAUACCUCCUGGUACUUGGUAUUGUUCAAAUGAAUGUAGUUCUUUGUCUCAAUUGAAAUGUGAAAAUUGUUCAAAAGAUAAUAAAAUUGAAUCCAUGGCAUUAUGUAUUUCGUGUAAUAGAGGAUAUCAUAUAUUUUGUUUAGAGACACCUUUGUUUGAAGUUCCUUAUUAUGAUUGGGACUGUCCAACUUGUGAAACAAUGAAAUCACAAUCAGCUGAUAAUAAUUUAUCAUUACUUAAAGAAUUACCAAUCUUGGAAAGAUUAGUAUCAAAUAGCAAUAACAAUGAUAUUCCAAAUAGUAAUAGUUUAAAUUCAUCAAUCGAUUUACAACCAUUCCAUAAUAAUAAUAGUAAUAAUAACAAUAAUAUUAUUAAUAAUACCACAAAUAGUUGUGGUGAUUUAUCAGCAUUGAAUACUCCAAAUCUAUCGAUUUCAUCAUCACUACCAACAAUUUAUGAGGAUGAAAAAGAAAAACAACCAAUCGAACAAACACAAAAUCUUGAAAAAGAAAUAAAAGAGGUAGUUUUAUUAAAAUCACCAGUAUUAAAUAAUGAUAUAAUAUCAAUAGCAACACCAGUAUCAUCAUCUUCAACAGCACCAACAACAACAACAACAACAUCAACAAAUUCUACAUCACAAACUUCACCAUCUACUCCUACUCAAAUAUCAAAUACAAUAGCAACAACAACAGCAACAACAUCAACAUCAACAACAGCUCAAAUAUGCACAUCAAAUAGUGCAUUAGGAUCACCCUCCUUUUUUAGAAGGUCUAUAAAUUCACCAUUAUAUAAUUCAUCAUCAUCCAUACCUUUAUCAUUAUCAUCAAAUAAUUUAUUGUCAGCUUCAACUUCAACAUCCUCAUUAAAUACACUUUUAGGUUCUUCAUUCUCAUCAUUACCUCAAUUUUUAGGUUCAACAAUAUUACAUUCUGAAGAUUGUCAAUUUAAAAAUUACAAUAAUAUGAAUAAUAGCAAUAAUAAUAAUAACAAUCCAAAUAAUAUUGAUUCUGAUGAAAUAAAAUCAACCAAUGAAACAAAUAGUGAACAACAAAAUUCUGAAACUAAUUUAUCAAAUGCUAGAAUCAUUGCAAAAGAAGGUUCAAAAUUAUCAUCACAAGCAGUUAAUAAACAAUUUAUAACAUUGAAAAGAUUGGGUGGAGUUUGUUUAGGUUGUUUGGUUCAAGCAGGUUUAUUUGAAGAUUCACCAAACAUCAAUACUCAAGAGGUUUAUGAUUAUGUCGAUACCAUUCAACAGGAUAUCACUGAAGAGGAAUUCGAUGUCGAAUCUUUAUUCACAAGAAGAUUGGAUAUCUUAUUGUCUUCAAUACUCUAUUCAACUCAACAAAUGAUAGAUCAACCAAUUCUAUCAAAUCAACAACAAGUAGAAGAUCAACAACAUCAACAUAUUUUAGCUUUAGAAAAAUUGAAAAAGCAAUUAAGACAAGAAAGAAAACAACAAAAAAGACAAUUAAAAAAAGAAAAACAACAACAAAGAAGAGAAAAAGAAAAAGAAAAAGAACAACAACAAUCACAAAAAUCAAAUAAUAAAUCAAAUAAUAAUAAUAAUAAUAAUAGUAAAUCAUCAUCGCCAGCAUCAGCAUUAUCAAAAAAUACUCAACAACCAAAACAACAAAUAAUUGAUAAUAUAUUCCCAUUAGAGCCAGCUUCUGUUGUUGUAAUUAUAACUCCACCUCAAAAGUCUGAACAAUUCUUAAUUGAAGCACCACCAAUAGAAUUGAUAAAGUUAAAAGAGGAAAAACAAGAACAACAUCACCAAACAGAACAAAAACAAGAACAACAUCAACAAAAAUUAGAGGAAUCCAUUUUAUCUUUACAACAAGAACUUCAUUCGAAUGUUACCACUCCAACAAUUUUAUCAUCACAAUCUGCAAUACCUGUUGAUCAACAUCGACUUGAGUUACCAACUCUACCACAUCCACUAUCACAACCACACAUUCCAUCAUCUCCUCCAAAGCAACAAGAACAAAAACAACAAGAGCAACCACAACAAGAACAAUCACAACAAGAACAACAACAACAACUAGAGCAACAACAAGAACAACAACAAGAACAUCAACAAGAACAUCAACAACAAGGUCAACAAGAACAACAACAAGAACAACAACCAUCAACUACUUCCCCAAUAUCAUCAUCAACAACAACAAUAAUAAAACAAGAAGAGUUAGAAGUAAGUUUUACACCUCAAACUUCCACAGUUACACCAAUAGAAUCAACAACAAUAACAACAACUUUACUAGAGAUACCUACAUCUAAAAUAACACAUAUUACUGAAACACCAAUAAUGGUCCAAUCUAUGGAAUUAGCAACAACAGUAAUAGUACCACAGGAAUCUAUAGUCUUACCAAUAAAACAAGAGUUGGAUAUACCUACUUUACAAGAAACAAACAUAAAGGAAAUACCAACAACAGAAUCACUAGUUACUACAGAAAUUCCAUUGACAAUAGAAAUUCCAAUAACAACAGAAAUAAAUCAACAUAAUUUAAAAGGAACAUCAACAGAAUCACCAACAAAUCAAUUGGAUAUAGUAAUGGAACAAAAAGAAAACUCUGAUGAUAAAAUAACAACAGAAAACGUUUUAACACCAAGUAAAAAGAGAACAUUUGAUCAAAGUGAAGAGACCAAUAGUAUAGCAUUACCAUCACCAGUAUCACCAAUAGCUCCUGGUUUUGUACCACUACCACCACCAAUCAAUGAGGAGGAUAAGUUAUUGGCAAACAAAGAAAAGAUUCAAAUCUCACAAUUCUACGAUAUCGUUGGUGAAUUUAUUGUUGCUCCUUUGAUUGAAGAGAAACCUUUGAAAAGAUAUAAAAGAUCAAAGAAAUAUAAUACAAAGAAUAAUAGAUUGCUACAAGAAACUCAAACACAACUAUUAAUAAUGGCAAACAAUAGUAUCACUAAUGGUGGUGUAAAUCUUAAUGGCACUGUUGAUCAAAUUGCACAACAUUCUUUACAAUUUCAAACACAUUUGCAAUUACAACCUUCGCAAAUGGAUUUGGUUCAGUCUCUACAAUAUCCACCACCACCACCACCAUAUGUUCAACAUCCAUUACAGCUAACUCAUUCUGAUCUAUCUUUACAACAAACUUUAUCACCUUAUUCUUCCUUUACUUCUUCAAAUACUUUUACUACUCCAACCACUUUUCCAACUACUAUUCCAGCAACCAUUCCCACACAAUUGCCAACUACAACAAUUGGAGUACCUCAGUUACCACCAAAACCAACAAAAGCAACAACCAAAACCAUAUCCACACCUCCUCCAAUUUCAUUACCAAUUCCAUCAUUUUUAACAAUGGGUAGUAGUACCCCAUUAUCAUCAACAUCUACUUCAACUACUCCAACCACCACUGCCACCACUGCCACCACUGCCACCACAACAACAACAACAACAACAACAACAACAACACCAAUAAUAACACCAACACAUACACCAGCAACACCUCCAUUGGUAAAUGAAACCACUCCAUCUAUUUCAUUGAUUACACCAUCAAAAGCUAAAGGUAGAGUCAAAACAAAAAAAGCAAGUCUUGCUUUACCUCAACUAACUCCUCACAUACCAACUAUACCACUUGCAUCAAUGGCAUCUAUUUCUUCAUUAUUACCACCUUCUUUAACAGUUUCUUCAACAUCGGUACCUAUCGUUACUAUUAAUAAUGAUAGUAAUAAUAAUAAUAAUAAUAAUAAUAAUAAUAAUAAUAAUAAUAAUAAUAAUAAUAAUAAUAAUAAUAAUAAUAAUAAUAAUAAUAAUAAUAAUAAUAAUAAUAAUAAUAAUAAUGAAGUUCAAACAAAUAGUAAAGAGUUGACAACGACAACAAAUCCAACAUCAUUAACAGGAAAUGUAAUACCAUCACCAUCAGCAAUUGCAGCAGCAACAGCAUUAUUAAUGAAUCCAAAAUGUAAGACAAAGGAUGCAAUCGGAGUUGCAAGAGGUAGAAGAGAAAGAAUGUCAACAGGUGAUUCUAUUAAUUCAAUACGUUGGUGGAUUUUCUCUGGAAAUCCAAAGAUUAAACCAGAGUUAAAUUCAAUGACACCUGGUGUUGAAAUGGAUUGGGUCGUAAGACAACAUUCUGAUAAUAUUAGAAAGAACGAUAAGGUAUUCAUUUGGAGUUGUGGUAAAAAUGCUGGUAUCACUGCAACCGGCUUUACUUUGAGUGACCCUGAACGUGUAAUGAUAGAAAAUUGUUCAGAACCAACCAUUUAUCAAUCUAGUAAACCAAAUCAACAUCAUACAAUUAAAAUUCGUAUUGAAAAGAUCUUACCAGUAGUACUUCCAAAAAGGUAUAUUUUAGAACAACCUCAUUUACAAAAUAUGACCAUUAUUCGUGCUCCACUUGCCACAAACUUUUGGUUAAAUGACAAUGAAUCUUUAGUAUUAUGUGAAUUAUUUGAUUCAUUAGAAAAAGGAACUUUAGUUUUACCAACUUAUGAAAACAAUAUUACUGGUUCAUCAAGUAAUACUUCAACACCUCCAAUGUCACCAACUUUAACUAAUAGCAAAGAUAGUAAGAGUAGUAAUAGUAGAAGAAAGCAAGAUCAAGAUGAUAUGAAAAUGGCUGAAUCAUCAUCGUCAUCAUCUCAUUCAAGUGAUAAAGAUAAAUCAUCAUCUUCAAGAAGAAGAAAGAAAUUAAAAUCUGAAGAGGAUUUAUCACAACCAUCACCAUCAUCUACAUUAACACCAUUGUUAACAAACAUUGAAAAUCAUUCAACAUCAUUAGCUAUAGUACCAACUAAUACAAAUAAUUAUGAAUAUGAUGAGGGGGAGGAGGAGGAAGAGCAGGAGGAAGAGGAGGAUAAUAAUGAUGAAAGUCCAGAUGAAAAUGAAACAAAGAAUAAAAAAAUCAUAAAGAUAGUAGAAUCAAAGCAUAGAGCCUGUUCAGAAUGUAAUAAAAUGGAUGUUAAAUCAAAUAUGAUUACCUGUGAUACAUGUUGUUCUUAUUAUCAUUCUAAAUGUUUAUUGGAUCCAAUCGAUAAGUCUGGAUAUGCCUAUUGGAUUUGUUUCAAGUGUUGUAUGUCUGAUGAAGAGAUUUUAAAUUGUAAAUUAGUAAUUGGUUGGUUAGAAUUAAAAUCAAAAGUAAAGAAGCUAUUAUUCAAAAAAUGUGAUUCAUUCUCUUUUAAUCUAAAGAAAUCUUUAGGUAAUGCAAAUAAGAAAAAGAUUUUAUCAAAAUUUUCAUCCUAUUCAAGUCAGUUUAACUAUUAUAGAAAUCAAUUAACUAAAUUGGUAAAUCAAAGAUAUUUAAAUUGGUAUAAUGGUUUAAUGAUCCAAUUAAAUAAUAAUAAUAAUAAUAAUAACAAAGAUAGUAAUAUUGUCAUAAUACCACCUCAACAACCAAUUAUAGAAGAACCAAAGGUUACAAAUACUUCAAAAACUAGAUCCAGAAGGUCUACAAUCAAUUAA